AUGGUUCGCGUCCUCAUCACCGGUUCUUCGGAUGGCCUCGGCUUGGAGGCGGCCCGUCAAUUGAUCCAAAAGAACCACACCGUCUAUCUUCAUGCGCGCAACCAAGAGCGGGCCAAGGAAGCCCAAGCGAAAUGCCCCGGCGCCGCGGGUGUGUUGAUCGCUGACCUGACCACGAUGGCAGAGACCCAGAAGCUGGCCGACGAGGCCAACGCGAUCGGGACCUUUGAUGCGGUCAUCCUCAAUGCCGGCAUGUUCCACGGUGACUAUCGCAAGACGCCCGACACCGGCAUGCCGGCUCUGGCGUUCGUCAACGUGAUCGCCCUCUAUUCCCUUAUCUGCCUGCUGAACCGACCCAAGCGUCUGGUCCUCAUCAGUUCUACUCUCCACCAACAGGCACGCACCGACUUGAAAGAUCCCUUCUGGCUGGAGCGGGGCGAACAGGGCUUCCAGGUGUUCCAAGCCUACUGCGACUCCAAGUUCCAUGUCCUUCUGCUGGCCAAGGCCGCAGCGCGGCGGUUCCAGGAUACCUCUGUCACCGCGGUGCACCCCGGCUGGAUUCAGACGAAGAUGGGAGGUGAAGAUGCCACCGAUAACAUGCAGGACGGCAUCGAUACCUAUGUGAUGUUGGCCGAAGGGGAUUACGACCAGAGCUUGACGGGAGUCUACUAUGAGCCCAAGCGCAAGCUGGCAGCAUCUCUUCCGGCUGGUGACGAUGAGAAUUUGCAGGAGCAGAUGGUCAAGGCGUGCGAGGAGAUUACGUCGCUGAAAUUGGAAGCUUAA
Molecule: messenger RNA, 780 nt
Organism: Penicillium oxalicum
Lineage: Eukaryota; Fungi; Ascomycota; Eurotiomycetes; Eurotiales; Aspergillaceae
Product: Short-chain dehydrogenase chyC
Exons: 1
Coding region: 1-780 (259 amino acids)
Source: RefSeq, a predicted model, not a curated record